This is a messenger RNA of Nerophis lumbriciformis (worm pipefish), 819 nucleotides long. NCBI's taxonomy places the organism in Eukaryota, Metazoa, Chordata, Actinopteri, Syngnathiformes, Syngnathidae. The record is from RefSeq and is a predicted model, not a curated record.
AUGCGAGGGUUUUUGGUGUUGCUGGUGAGCGCCGUCAUCACAGGAAGUGUCUCUCUGUCCCGGUUGACUUUAAACGUCUCCAAGGAGGUGAAAGUUCUCAGAGGACAAGACGCUCUUCUGGGCUGCAACUUCACUCAUCCUAUGCAGGCUAACUUCAUCGGAAACAUUCAAGUGAGCUGGUCCAGAGAAGCUGGACCUUUUUUUGCGUGUGAAGUAAACUCGACAGCCCCGGAACCAUACUGCUUGAACGUGGAGGGCUACUCGUUGGUCGGCGACCUCCGGCAGGGGGUGUCGUGGCUGCUUAUUAAAAAGGCCUUGCUUCAGGAGGGUGUGUACUUUUGUAAAGUGAACAUGGAAAAUGACCAAGCGCAGGAGCAGUUGACUCUGAAAGUACAAGUGAUGCCUUCAAUCCUGAGCCUAUCAUUGGUCAACGUCGGCCCCGGCAACCAAACGAGGUUGCAGUGCGUGGCCGAGGGCAACCCGCUACCCGACAUCACCUGGCUGUCGGAAUCCGGGCGUCCGUUAGCGUUGGCGCUAGCCGCGAAUGUGCGGACCUCUCUGGCGGGGCCCAACCGACUAAGCAGCUCGGUCCCGUACGAGCAGCAGGGGGAGCUCACGUGCAGGGCGAAGAGUGAUUUAGGGCAGGUUGAGCUGAAGCACCGCCCCCCAAUUUCGUUGAGAGAAAGCAGGAACCAGACGGCCGUGGUGUGCGCCGGGGUCGCUGCGGCGUUGCUGAUGUUGGUCGCGGUUGUUGUCCUGGUGCAUCGUUUGAUGGUCAAAGGUGAGGUGAUGAUGUCAUCAGAAAGGGACAUCAUUUGA